CUCAUGCUUUCGAUGUGUUGUUUGAAUGAAUGCAAUGUUUUUCAAUGAAAUACCAAAUUAUAUGAUAUUUUAAUAAAAAUGUUUUCAUUUAUUUAAUUGACAUUUGAUUUGAUUGUAUUUGUUUAUAUCAAUUGGUUGUCAUUAAGAAGUUUUAACGAUGUCUCGCAUAAAAGAGAUGUCUUUGGUUAAGAUCGAGGCUUACGAUGAAUGGUUAAGCAAACUAUUGAAGCGUUUGGGUCUCAUUGAUAUCAAUUGCUUGUUUGCAUCACAAGACACAAGUGAACAGUAUUUGAUUGGUUUGGAUCCAAAAGACUGGAAAAAUCAAGACCACUACAAGAUUUUCAAUAUCACCAAACGGUUCUUUGCAACCAAUGAUGAAAUUAAGAAACAUUAUCGCAAACUUGUCCUCAAACAUCAUCCCGACAAGAGAUCGUCGGCCACUGGAAUAGCUAUUGAUUUAGACCUCGACUACUAUUCUUGUAUUACAAGAGGUUAUGAAAUAUUAGGCGAUCCCGUGAAGAGACGUUCUUAUGAUAGCAUUGAUCCGACUUUUGAUGACGAGAUACCAUCAGUUAAUGCCUAUAAUAAGUCUCAUUUUAUUCAAGUUUUUAGACCAGUUUUUAAGUUAAAUUCGAGAUGGUCAAACAAACAACCGGUUCCAGAUUUGGGAACUAUUGAUUCCGAUAUGUCUAAUGUCAACAAUUUUUAUAACUUUUGGUAUGACUUUGAUUCGUGGAGAGAGUACUCGUAUUUGGAUGAAGAAGAAAAAGAAAAGGGAGAAAAUCGUGAAGAGAGACGUUGGAUGGAGAAGCAGAACAAAGCUGCCAGAGCUCAGAGGAAAAAGGAAGAAAUGCAACGAUUAAGACAACUCGUGGAUAACGCUUAUCAAUGCGAUCCAAGAAUUAGUAAAUAUAAAGAAGAAGAAAAACAAAGGAAAUUAAAUCAAAAAUUAGCGAAACAAGAGAUAAUUAGACAAAAACAAUUAGAAGAAGAAAGAGUCAAAAAGGAAAAAGAAGAUAAAGAAAGGUUAGAGAAAUUAGAAAAAGAAAAUCAAUUGAAAGCCAAGAGAGAAGAAGAGAAGAAACAGAAGGAAGCCAUUAAAAAACAAAUCAGAAAAGAACGCAAACUAUUGGAAGCAAUGUUUGAUAAGUUUGACUAUUUUGCUGAAAACGAUGAAAAACGUGUCUUUUAUUUACAAGAAUUUGAUAAAAUGGUUAAAAUAUUUAAUUUAGAAGAAUUGCAAACAUUUAGACAAGAAUUUGAACGAUUAGAUUGUGAAGAAUCGAAGAGAAAUUUUUUCUAUAAACAAAUUGAAUCAUUGAAUUCAAAAUUGGAUUCCGAAAGAAAUGUUCUGAUUUCAGGACAAAACUCGACGAAUGGACAGUCAGCUACCGGUUCCUCAAAGAAGAACUGGAGUUAUGAUGACAUUCAGCUACUUAUAAAAGCUAUCAAAUUAUUUCCCGCCGGAACUUCUGAUCGAUACGCAGUUAUUGCUAAAUGGGUUACCGAUAAAUCAACUUCAGGUGUGACUCGCAAUCAUCGCGACGUUAUAAGCAAAGCAAAAGAACUUCAGAACACAGAUAAAUCACAAACUCUUAGAGAAGAGACUAACAAAAAUGCGUACAAAAAAUUAGAAGAAUCGCAACAAACUAAGAAAUGUGAAGAAUCGGCUCCCAGUCAGAGGUUUGAUGCUCCGCGUACUUUCGUUGAAUUGAAUGCUAAUCCGUGGAAUAAUGAAGAACAGCAGCUCUUGGAACAGGCGAUGAAAACAUAUCCUUCAUCUCUGGGAACUGAGAGAUGGGAUCUGAUCUCAAAAUGUAUACCAAACCGAUCGCGAACUGAUUGUAUCGAAAGAUAUAAAUAUUUAGUAAAAUUAGUGAAAUCCAAGAACGAAGCGAAAGCUGUUAUUCAUAAAACUAAAAAAUAAUUCAAAAAAU
Messenger RNA from Oppia nitens, 1937 nucleotides. Its product is annotated as dnaJ homolog subfamily C member 2-like. The transcript has 6 exons. Gene Ontology annotation, cellular component: cytosol. Gene Ontology annotation, biological process: 'de novo' cotranslational protein folding; regulation of translational fidelity. The record is from RefSeq and is a predicted model, not a curated record. Gene Ontology annotation, molecular function: ribosome binding; Hsp70 protein binding. Lineage: Eukaryota; Metazoa; Arthropoda; Arachnida; Sarcoptiformes; Oppiidae. Bases 158 to 1927 code for a protein of 589 amino acids.